Molecule: messenger RNA, 1170 nt
Organism: Euleptes europaea (tarantolino)
Lineage: Eukaryota; Metazoa; Chordata; Lepidosauria; Squamata; Sphaerodactylidae
Product: SRSF protein kinase 3-like
Exons: 11
Coding region: 31-1170 (379 amino acids)
Biological process (GO): regulation of mRNA processing; protein phosphorylation; spliceosomal complex assembly
Molecular function (GO): ATP binding; protein kinase activity
Source: RefSeq, a predicted model, not a curated record
UCCUGCAACCCAGGGAGUUGUGUUCCUGCCAUGGAUGCUUCAGAAUGGCCAGAAGAGGCCCCAGCAUCUUGUUCAGAAGGCUACUAUCCAGUGACACAAGGAGAAGUCUUCAAUGGAAGAUACCAAGUGGUGCAGAAUCUGGGGUGCGGCUACUUCUCAACAGUCUGGCUUUGCCAAGACAUGGGGAAGAAGAGGUGCGUGGCUGUGAAGGUGCCUAAGGGAGGGGAGAAUUUUGCUGAGGCAGCCCUGGACGAAGUCAGGCUCCUGCGAUGUGUGAACAGCAAGAGGAGGAAAGACCAAGCUGGAGAUCACGUCAUCCGCUUGCUUGAUGAUUUCAAAAUGAUUGGCGAGAAUGGCUUUCAUGUGUGCUUAGUGUUGGAGCUGCUGGGCCCUUCCCUACAGUCCUUGCUGAGCUGCCCGGGCAUCCAAGGUCUCCCUUUGCCCUUUGUCAAGAAAGUGACACAUCAGGUGCUCCAAGGCUUGCAUUUCCUGCACACGGAGUGCCGCAUUAUCCACGCGGACAUCAAGCCGGAGAAUGUCCUGCUGUACGUCACGGAAGAAAGCCUGAAGACCCUCCUGUACAACAUGGUCGUCUCGGGACCCAGUGAAGGAACGAAGCCGCAGAGGCCAGAUGACAUGGCUGCUCUCCUGGAUUGUUGCAACCUCAUGAAAAUGGGAGUCAAAAUUGCAGACCUGGGAAGCGCCUGCUGGACUUACAAGUCCUUCUCCAAAAAGAUCCAGACCCAGCCCUACCGAGCCCUGGAAGUCCUUCUUGGAUUAGAUUACGGCACCCCAGCUGAUAUCUGGAGCACAGCGUGCUUGGCUUUUGAGCUGGCAACGGGAGAACGUCUCUUUGAGCCUCAAGCUGGAAGGUAUUUCUCUAGAGAUGAUGAUCACGUGGCUCGGAUCAUUGAACUCCUAGGCAGAAUUCCACCCCAAAUUGCCUUGUUCUGGCAACAGGCAUCAGGUUUCUUCAACAGAAAAGGCGCCCUUCUGCGGAUGUCUCGGAUCUCCUCCUAUGACUUGUAUCAUCUCCUCACCGAUAAAUACCGGUGGCCAAAACACCAGGCAGCUCCAUUUGCCAGCUUCCUCCUGCCAAUGCUGGAGUACAUGCCAGCAAGAAGGGCACCAGCUGAGAGAUGGCUUCAGCAUCCUUGGCUCAGUACUUAA